Ylistrum balloti is the source of this 727-nucleotide messenger RNA. RefSeq names its product DNL-type zinc finger protein-like. Gene Ontology annotation, biological process: protein stabilization; protein import into mitochondrial matrix; protein folding. The record is from RefSeq and is a predicted model, not a curated record. Gene Ontology annotation, cellular component: mitochondrion. Bases 1 to 606 code for a protein of 201 amino acids. NCBI's taxonomy places the organism in Eukaryota, Metazoa, Mollusca, Bivalvia, Pectinida, Pectinidae. Gene Ontology annotation, molecular function: zinc ion binding; protein-folding chaperone binding. The transcript is spliced from 3 exons.
AUGUCUCGAUUUUUGUUUCGUAGUGUACGACAUAUUCACAUUGUUGGUGACACGCAGCUAUGUGCGCGUGUAUUCAGUGUACAAAACUGUCGCCCGAUUUCCAAGUCAAUGAAAACAUUAUCUUGUGGAUAUUUUGAAAGUGUCACCAAAACAACCAAGUUGCGUCAGAACAUUUUCCCGGAAGUUGGAUAUGUUAAAGUAAAUCCGUGCGUUUUGCAACAAGUGAAACGGUUGUCGAUCAGCUGUGUACACGGGAAAGAUGAAAAUAACAUUAACAGUGACUCAAAUUAUAACAAUAAAGGAAAAUCAGUUUUAGGACAUGUACAGGGAAAACUCCACAUACAGUAUACGUGCAAAGUGUGUAAUACACGUAUGGCUCAUACAUUCUCCAGACAUUCAUAUGAGAAAGGAGUUGUCAUAGUGACGUGUUCGGGAUGUAACAAUCAUCAUCUUAUUGCUGACAAUCUCGGCUGGUUUGAGGAUGUCGGCAAACGAAAUAUAGAGGAGAUACUAGCUGAGAAGGGUGAGAAAGUGAAGAGGUUAUCAGCGGAUGGCAGUUCUAUAGAAGUGAACACACCAGAGAUAGAUAGUGCGGACGGAUCAUGACAUUUUACAGAAAUAAAGAGGAAACAUUAGCGGCGAAGGGCGAUCACGUGAUGAGGUUAUCAGCGGACGGCAGUUCUAUAGAAGUCACAAGUAGAUAGUGAAAAAGGAUUGUGACUUUUCA